AUACUACAUCCCUUUUCAUCGUCUUGGGUACUGUCCAGCUGAGCUGGUUCUUGAUCAAUUCGCAAUGGGUGGUUGCGAUGAUGGUAUGGUCAAUUUUCUAGGAUUGUGUUCGGCAUCAUCCAUGGCUAGAUGUGACACCGUCGGAUCUUAACGAUUGGUCUGCGCAGUGAAGGCGGAUGUUACAUGAAGUACUAAGCUAUGCAUUGACAAACGCCUGCACUUGGCUUCACUUGACAUUCACUGGCAUUGGUUGGGAAGUUGCAGUUUCUGUUUGGUUCUUUUGUUUGCUCCUGCCAUUCCUUUGCUUUACUCUAGAUCUGUUGUCUCUGCCUCCAUAUCUCAUCUCUCUCUUGCUGAAUCCGCUCCCUAUUACUUACGCACUCGUUUCCUCGUCAUCAUCGAAUUAAAAUCGCCAGAAUGUUCGUCUUCAGCCGAAAGGACCUCCCUGCGGAAGCUGUCUUCCCCGCGGACCUGGAGAAAUUGGGGUAAGAGGGACUGAGAUGAGACCCAUUGCACAAUUCAUCUCAACUAACUAAGG
Aspergillus welwitschiae is the source of this 538-nucleotide messenger RNA. RefSeq lists its product as uncharacterized. The coding region runs from base 177 to 407 and encodes 76 amino acids. Lineage: Eukaryota; Fungi; Ascomycota; Eurotiomycetes; Eurotiales; Aspergillaceae. The record is from RefSeq and is a predicted model, not a curated record. The transcript has a single exon.